Messenger RNA from Ahaetulla prasina, 15401 nucleotides. It is a transcript of the gene RBM15, whose product is annotated as RNA binding motif protein 15. Gene Ontology annotation, biological process: regulation of alternative mRNA splicing, via spliceosome. Gene Ontology annotation, cellular component: nucleus. Lineage: Eukaryota; Metazoa; Chordata; Lepidosauria; Squamata; Colubridae. The record is from RefSeq and is a predicted model, not a curated record. The transcript is spliced from 5 exons. Bases 162 to 2981 code for a protein of 939 amino acids. Gene Ontology annotation, molecular function: mRNA binding.
ACCGACAGGUCCUUUGUGCAAUGAACACGAUGGGCUCCGAUUAAACUGUCCAAUGCCUGCCCAGUGGGCGGAGUUCCAGCCUGCCUGAGCUUCCAAGAUGGCGGCGGGUGCGUGAGGCGCGAUACUCCGCGCGCGAUUCCCUCUUGCUGGCGCUUGCCGCCAUGAAGGGCAAGGAGCGCUCGCCUGCCAAGGCCAAACGGUCCCGCGGUGGCGAGGAUUCUUCUUCGGCGCGGACCGAGCGGAGCAGUAAGAAGCCCAGCAACGGCGGUGGGAAAUCUGCGGGCGGCGGCUCGGGCGAGGGCGGCGGCGGCGGCAGUAGUCGGCGGAGCCUUCAUCUGGAAAAAGCGAGCCGGGCCAGUAGCCGUGAAUAUGAAUCGGCCGUGGUCGGAGGCUCUGGGAGCGGCAGCGGCCGCCACGGCUACAGCGGCAACAACAACAGCAAAAACGCGGAGUCUUCCUCGUCCUCGCGUGGCAGCAGCGGCCGCGGCGUCGAUUCCCGCGCGCCCCCCUCCGACUCCGCCGGCAGCAGUGAGUACAAGACGCUAAAGAUCAGCGAGCUGGGCUCGGCGCUGAGCGACGAGGCGAUCGAAGACGGCCUCUUCCACGAGUUCAAGCGCUUCGGAGACGUCAGCGUCAAAAUCAGCCGCCUGCCUCCGGGCACUGGGUCCGGAGACGAGCGGGUGGCCUUUGUCAAUUUCCGCCGCCCUGAGGAUGCCCGGGCUGCUAAGCAUGCUCGCGGCCGCUUGGUCCUCUACCAUCGGCCGCUGAAGAUCGAGGCCGUUUAUGUAGGGGGCAGCAGCGGAGGGGGAAGCAGCCGGCGACGCGGCAGUCGUUCCCCAGCGCUUUUGGACAAGGAGUCUCCCUAUGGGGCCUCAGCAGUGGGGGUGGCGGGGGCAUCUCCCGCCACUAUCAGGCACCCUGCAACUGGGGCCACCCAGAGGGCCCUCUCGCCUGCUGGUGGAGGGGCAGGCUUAGGGUACAGAGACUUUAGAUUGCAACAGCUUGCCCUGGGUCGUCUGCCCCCGCCGCCUCUGCCCCGGGAGCUGGAAAGAGAACGAGACUACAGCGGUUUCUAUGAUCGGGUGAGGCCCACCUACAGUCUGGAUCGAGUUGCUGGAGUGGCGGCCGCUGCCUUUCGUGGGGUUGGUACAGGAACGGCCACUGAAGAAGAGAUUAGCCCUGAAGAUGACCAGAGAGCUAAUCGCACCCUGUUUCUGGGUAAUUUGGAUAUAUCGGUUACAGAGUCAGACCUUCGUAGGGCUUUUGAUCGCUUUGGGGUUAUCACCGAAGUGGAUAUUAAGAGGCCAAGCCGGGGUCAAACUAGCACGUACGGAUUUCUUAAGUUUGAGAAUUUAGAUAUGGCCCACCGGGCUAAGCUUGCCAUGUCUGGUAAAGUGCUGUUGCGCAAUCCUAUUAAAAUAGGCUAUGGUAAAGCAACCCCCACCACGAGACUCUGGGUGGGUGGUCUGGGACCCUGGGUACCAUUAGCUGCUCUUGCCAGGGAGUUUGAUCGCUUUGGUACUAUUCGUACCAUUGAUUAUCGUAAAGGUGACUCGUGGGCCUACAUCCAGUACGAGAGUUUGGAUGCUGCACAAGCUGCUUGUACCCACAUGCGUGGGUUUCCUUUGGGUGGGCCAGACCGUCGCCUGCGUGUGGACUUUGCUGACACUGAGCAUCGGUAUCAACAGCCCUAUUUGCAGCCAUUGCCACUUCCACCCCCUGCUCACUAUGAGCUGGUAGCAGAAACAUCAGCUUUUGGAGCACAUCGUGGUGCUCCACCAGAUCCACUCCGAGGUGCUCGGGAUAGAACACCACCACUGCUUUAUGGUGACCGUGAUAGAGACUUAUAUGGUGAAACAGACUGGGUGCCUCCUCCACCUCCAGUUCGGGACCGAGGCAACCGAGCAACUGUGUAUGAUGCACUUGAAAGUCUGGAACGGCGUCGAGAUGGUUGGUCUCUAGAAAGAACUCGUGGGGAAAGAGAGCUUGGUAGUAGUAGAGACCCACCUAGGAAGCGAAGGCUAGUGGAGGAUGGGGGUCGACAUUUGGACCGAUCACCAGAUAGUGAACGUUCAUCUUCAUCUCGUAAGCGUCACUGCCCUGCUGUAGCAUCUCCUCAAGAUCGUAGUCCUGAAACAAGCUUAAUCAGAGACCGCUAUAAUACUGAUACUGAUCGGCCCUCUUCUCGCUUACUCUUGUUGGAUCGUCCUUCACCAGUCAGAGAGCCACGGAAGGGGAGUUUGGAGAGAGGCCAGAGUGAGAAGCGGGAACAUAAGAGUUUGAUUGAAAAAGAAAGAAAACAUCGCACACUUGCAUCAACUGCUAUCCAAGAGUGCAAGAGUCCAGCUAAAAAGGAUGAACAUACUUCUGAAGGGAAUAGUAGCAGUGGAUCUCGGCUGAAGCCACCCCAAAAGCAGCAGCAGCAGGAUGGGGCCUCAAAGUCGGGAUCAUCUACCAAACUCUGCCUAGCCUGGCAAGGAAUGCUUCUGUUGAAGAACAGCAACUUUCCAUCAAACAUGCACCUACUACAAGGUGAUCUCAGUGUUGCUAGCAAUCUGCUGGUGGAAGGAACAACUGGUGGCAAAGUGGCCCAACUAAAGAUCACACAGCGUCUUCGUUUGGACCAGCCCAAGUUAGAUGAAGUUACCCGCCGUAUCAAAGUAGCAGGACCCAAUGGAUAUGCUAUUCUCCUUGCUGUGCCUGGUACCACAGACAACCGUGCCUCAUCUGGGGCUGGUGAAGCUAAUACCACCUCUACCCAGCGGCCAUUAAGAAACCUGGUGUCCUAUCUUAAGCAAAAACAGGCAGCUGGAGUGAUAAGCCUCCCAGUAGGAGGCAACAAAGACAAAGAAAACAGUGGAGUCUUGCAUGCUUUCCCCCCCUGUGAUUUUUCUCAGCAAUUCCUGGAUUCUACAGCAAAGGCCCUGGCUAAAUCGGAGGAUGACUAUUUGGUCAUGAUCAUUGUUCGUGGUGCAUCUUAAAGUCCCAAUGCUUUCUGUGCUUAUCCUGCUGCUUCAUACAACUCCCCCCUCUUCCAGUGUCUGCCAGGUGCUAAGCCUUAGCCAACACCCUAAGUAUAAUUUUAGAUCUGUAGUUACUGUUAUUUUCCCUUUAUUUUCUAUAAACUCUAGAGAGCAGAUAUAUUAAUUGUUCACUAGGCUACCCUCAACUGUCUUGCUAGUGACAGCAUAGCAAAAGGGAUGGCUUGCUUUCACUAAAAUAUGAAACAUUGAACAAGCUUGCCUCCCUCUUCUUUUUUUUUUUACUUUUUAACUUGUCCUUGUUCAUUUCACAACUUUAGGUAUAAAAUCUUUUCCUAUACUUACGUUCUAAAUUGCCAUACUUAAAGCAUUCAUGGUUUAUGCCCGUUCUGAGCCCUGCAGCUUCCAUAAAACUAUAGUUAUGAUUUCAGAAUAAUUCCUAGUUUACAAAAUGUAAAAUGAAAUUGAAUUAACUCAUGGUUGAGUCCCUGAUAUAGCUGAUAUUAAGCCUUCAUGGUGCACGGUAGUUUUCUUUCAGUUGGGUUUUCAGUUUUUGUUCCCAAAUUCAGAGAUAUGCAUACCCUUGGAAAAUGUUCCUAAUGGUAUUUUGCUUUGUUGAUUUUUUUAAAACUUGUGUGCAUUUAAGGGUUGUAGUUGUAAUGAAAGCUUUACUAUAACCCAUGUACAUCAUGAACUUCUGUAUUGAAGAUAGCAGGUAGUUACUGGUAUCAUUGUUUUUGCCCAUUACUAAUUGUAAUAGGCACAAUGAAUUCUAAAGUAUAACUUGGGAACACAAGUUUCAAAGAUGGCACUUAACUUUCACGAAAAGUUCUGCCACAUAACCAUUUCAAUUAUCAUUCUACCCCUGUGGAAAUCGAAAAGAAACUUACCUGCUCAAUAUUUUUCAGGUAAAAUAUAAUAGGCAUUAUGUGAGGUUUUAUAGUCUGGGUUGCACUGUUUUAAUCUUGACACUUUUGCAUUCACCUUGUAUUUCUAAAUGUUGGGAAGCAAUUCAGUUUACUAAAAGAACAUAAUUCGAUUGAAAGUAAGCCUUUAAAAGCAGUUCUUAUUUUUUAAAAUGUGUGAUAAGACUUAGGAAAGAAUCAACAGUUUAACUGUGACUUUGCUUGGUCUCUUCUCUAGUCCAAUAUUUUUGUUUGUUUGUAAAGCCACUGUACAGUAACAAUAUGUUUCUCAUGUGUAAACCAAUUCUCAAGUUUGAAUAAGUACAAUUACGAUAGUUGAAAAGUGGCUUAAUGAAACACUGCUCAGUGAAAUAUUAUUGGGAAAAAUGCUAUUCUUAAAAGUAUUUUUUUCAAGUAGAGCCUCACUUCUGAAACUAUUACGCCCUUUCACUCUUUAAGAAUGUGGGUACAGUAACCUAAAUCCCACAGUUCUGAAAUACAAAUUGAAAAUAUAAAUUGUUCUGUAAUAAAUGAAACUUGGAACUGUGAACCAAAUUAAAUCUAGCUACUGUUAUAGGCAGAGUCAGUAAGACAGAUUUGUGUUGUCUGUACUGCAUAAUAUUACUGGAUUAUCCAUAUUACUGCAUUUGUCAAAUGCAAUAUGCUAGUGGCUACAUAAAGAGUUUUCUUAGUGUAUUUAUUUGGAGAAAGAAUUUGCUCUGUUGAACUAAUAUAUUAAUUUAAAAUCCAUCCUUAUAUUUUUUUGGAAAAACUUUAAUAUCAGAUUCGAAAGCCAAACAUGUUGGCAAUAGUAUGCAUACUGAUGUGCUCUCCUUGUUAAAAAAAUCCUUCAGAACUUGAAUUUGAGGUAAAGUGAACAUACUGGCAUUUUAGGCAACCUUUGAGAACCAGUGUUGGAAAACCUUACACCAUGGAUUUCUUUUUCUAUUUUAAUUGAAAAUUAUGUUCAGUGCUGCUGCUUAUGAUUUGAACUGGGUAAAGUAUAUGUGAAAUGGGCAAUUCAGUUUUCCAAACCUUUUAUCUAAGAUUUUUUUUAAGAAAGAAGAUAGUCCAGUAGUAGCUAUAGAAAGAAAAAGAAUAGUAGAAGUCCAAUUUAGACUAAAAUGAUAACCAACAUUGGAUGGCUCAGCACUUAGUUAUAGCUGCUAUAGCUUUUUGUUUGUAUUAGAAUAACAGCAGUGCAAUUAUUCAUUUGAGCCAACCUCCAAGACUUCAGCAAAAGUUAAAUUUUGUGACACAUCUGUAUGCAAAAAAGAGGAUUGUGAUCUUUUGUAUAUGGUAUUAUGAAGCUUUAAGGCAAUGUAUAUUUGAAUGCUGCACAUGUUCAGAAAUUUGUUUCCAGAGUUAUAACAUUAGGAUGGAAAAUGUGUUUUUUCCUGACAGUCACUUAAUAUCACUUUUGGGGGAGCUGGGUAGGAAAAUCUUAACUGGCAUGUUGUCUUUGGGAUUUAAAUUCUAUAAUUGGGAACUUUUGGGUUUGAGUUUGGGUCCCCCCCCUUAAAGUUAACUAGGAGCUUUGCAUUUUGACAAAUGCUUAUCAUAUAUGGUUGGCUGUCAGUGGAGUAUCAAUUUAAGGCUACCUCAUUUACCAGGAUCCACUCUUAUGUUUAUACAAUUGCCUUCCAAUUUGGAUUAUCAAAAUUUGGAACACCGGAAGGCAAGAUUAGCAUAUUUAAAGCCAAUAUAUUUAGCAUGGGUCUUUUCUUCCCAAGAUAUAUAAGGGGGAAAGGAAGAAGCCUUCAUUAGGAAUUUAAACAAGUAGUAGGAGUUUGACUAUGUUUUAAGAGUAAAAGAAUAUAGGAAUACAUCUGAAUUGGAUAAAAAUGAAAAAGUUAAGGGUAGCCACUUAAGCAUAUAGAAGAAUAAUUCAUGUAGGGUGCCUGAUUGAAUGGCUUGCAAAAUUGUAAAGUAAUUUGAUGUAUUAAUUUCCUUGCCUUCAGUUUUCCCCCUGUAAACAAUAUUAGCUGCUCCAGAUGUGUCACUGAAGAUAAACAUUUCCCUUUACAUUAUCCAAACUAAAGUAAUUUGGAACAACUAGAAAAAUGUACACAGAUGUAGGAUGAAGAGAAUCUGAUGUAUAUUUUAGCUAGUUUUCUCCAGUAAGUAAUGAGUCUGUAGUUGGAGAUAACAUAGCAAUAUGAAAAAAUACUUGCAAACAGAACACUAAAUUUCAUGUUCUUGUUUGACUUUUUGAAAGUGAGAGAAAUUGUGUGAAUUGUGAAAAUUCAGUUGAUUUUUCUCCUGUAUGUUUUUUUAACUAGUACAGCUGAUUUUUUUUCCAAUCUCUACCCUAUAUUUUAACUCCCUGAACUACUAUUUGUGCAUUUAUAUACAGAUGUUAAUUCAUUUCAAAAGCUUUGUGCCAGUGAAGGGUGAUUGGUGCUUUCAGACAUUACCUAGAACAUUAAUAGCCUUGUAGUUUGAACAGUUAUCUGUAAAUGUAGGGGGAAGACAGAUCUCUUGUAAACAUUUGUACUGAAUAACCUCUUCUUUCCUCCUGAAAGCAAGGCUAGUGAAGUGCUGAAGACCACAAGGGAUUCCAAACUCUAAUGGACCUUUGCGAAGAAAAGCGUUGGCUUAUGUGGAAUUUACAUGGGCCUCAUGGAAGAAAGCUUAUCUGUUUAGUAUUUGUGCAUUUUACUAAAAUGGCAGCUUAAAAAGUUGUGUAUCUGCUAUUUGUGAUGCCAAUGCCCAUGUUUUAAAGUGGAAAAUUGACCUCUUUGCUUUGUGCUGUGUACACAAGAUUUCUGCAAAAGUAAAGGAAAAAAAAACCUUUUUAUGGCUCACACAGCUUAAAAUAGCUGUCACUCAAAACAUGCGCUCACAGUCGAGCUGAUUUUGUUUCAUUCUAAAUAAAUUGUUUCUUUUGAGGAAAGUGGUUUUUCUGCCUGGAAAUGAAUUGACGACAAACCUUUGACCCCUUUGUUUGCAGCUGUGGGGGUACUUUACAACUGCUCCUGCUGCUCCUUCUCCUCGAUCUGAUAGUUGUGGGUCUCAGACAAGAAACAGGGAAACCUUCGCUUUGAUAUUGACCAUCUUUUGUAUCAGAUCUGAAGAAAUCUAGUUUGUUGUGUUGCUGUGUCCUCUUGUGUACGGUGAAUGGGGAUCAAUGGCUGCUAUCUCCUCAUCUUUACGAGGAAAUGGUGCUGUUGCUGGCAUGCAAGAAGCAGGGAAAGCAUCUUAAGUCUCAGAACAGUGUACAGAUCUGGGACUUUGUUGAUUUUGAAGAGCUGGAGUUCCUGAAUUUUAAGUUCUUGAUUUAUUUUGUUCACCUAACUUGUUUGGCCUUAGUUCUGAUUUUAAUUUGAAGAAAGUUUGAAAUUGCUUUGCAUCUUGCUCAUAACCUUUUCACCAAAUUGAAAAGAAAAAGUAACUCAUAAAAAAAAAUUAAAUGAUAGCGCGUUUCCAGACACAGUUGAAGAGCUCCUCCACCACCAGGGGCUUUUCUUCAGAGUUAUGCAGUCCUGGGUGUAGUUCUGAAUGGAAGAAGAGUUCCUGAGAGCUAGAGCGCUGUCAUUUAAAACGUGUACGAUUGUUAUUGGUGCUCUUUCUUGACCCGUUUUGAAGCAAAUGGUCUACACACCUUGGAUGUGCAUGCAACCUUGAUCGUUUCGUAGGUACCACUGCAAACUUUCUAGUUUGUAGUACAGAUGAUAUCAGGAGGAAAAAAAAAGUGGUGAAACUUUGAAAAAAAAUGUGCUAUAUUUCCUGCAUUUGGGGAUCUUGAGCUUUGGAAAGCUGUUCCCACUGUGCAGGAGUACAACUCUUUGCUGCAGGAGACUUCGGGGCACAGUUGACUACACAUCACCAGAGGUCAAGAGGAAGCGAACAGUGCUGCACCUGCAUCGUGGCUGCAGAAACUGCAUUUGUUUCCCAAGUCUCUUAGAAUUAACUAGUUGCCAUUUGACAUGCAGAUGGAAGACACCUUGAAAUGCAAGCUUGCUCUGGUUGCCUUGAAAUGCUUAACCUAUUGUGGAUAAAGAACACUAGCGCGGUCCUAUAUCCAUGCAGGAUGAUUGCUAGGCAGCAGGUGCUUAUCAACCAAGGAUGCUACGAUUGUGUUCCACAAAAUAUGGGUUCCCAUGGCAAACUGCUGUAUAAAACUCUUAAACAGGAUUGGUCAGCCCCUCUGGACUGAUUAGAGGGACAUCUUUAUCUGAAAGGAACUCCAGGCAACUUACAUGAAGAUAGCUCUUCAUUUUAUCCCCUCCACAUUCCUAUGAGGUUCCAAGAAUAGUGAAAUGGAUGAAACAAGGAAACAUAUGCCAGCCAAAAUGAAGGACCAUGCAUAUGUCCGUGUGUAAUCAUACAGCCAACCUGUAAGUAAGAGGAACAUCAGGAUUUGGUUAUUAAAUCAUUCUCAUUUGGUGUAGUUGUCUUUUCAUAUCAUUACUAAUGCAACACUUUUUAAAACCACGUAGGCACCUAAACAAUACUGGGUUUGCAUCAUUUAACCUAAGUGGCAAUAAAGAUUAUGUUUUGUAAUCCACCUUAAUUGGUUUAAAUUACAGGAACUGAUAUCUUAUUCCAAGGUAAAUAUAUUUCAUUCCUUUAAUAUUUCUUCAUGGCAUGUUUAUUAAAUAAUAAUCUGUUUCAGUUUUUCUUUCACCAGUCUGUUAAUUUUUCUGCUUGCUCAAUCUCUGUAUUUUAGGAUCUGCUACUGAAUCCCACAUUUGAGUACAUUGUUCGACUGUGAAGAAGAGAUGGCUUUUUACAGUAGUAUUGAGCUAUGGAGUACUCGAGUGAUACUCAAGAACCACAUAGAAGAUACAGUCUUUUGUUCAGACUAAACAUUCUUAUACACCCACAUAUAAGGACAUUUUAAUUUUGGCGAAUUUUAUGUAAUGUAUAUCGAAUGAAUCCUGGUAAAUAGCCUUUAAUAUGAUGCCUCACAGACUUUUAAGUAUUAAUAAUUUUGAAAAUGGGUAAAACACAUCCCUUGAAAAAGUAUAUAAAUUCAUAGAAGCAAUGCACUAUUAUCCUACCCCUAACAUUUAUAGAACAAACUGAUCUCUUAUCUGGUGAGAUCUCAUUGGUGUUCACACAGUUACUUGGGAAUACGGUAAAUCCCCAGGAUCCCAUAGCAAUUAGGUUGUGGAGGAUUUUCUUGCUGUGGCAAACUUAAAAUUUACCACCAGAGGGCUUGUUCCCACAUUGAAAUAGUAUGGCUCAUAUUUAAAGCACUCUGGAGUAGAUCCUACCUGAAAACCUGCUUCUAUUGAUUCAUACUUAUGUGGUGCUUCUAUGUAUUACAUGUAUGAAUUGAAUUACUAGAGGAUCAUAUGAUCCUUGACAGUCUAGUUCGCUUCAUUAAAAAACAGCCAUAUAGAUGCUUCCUGUAUGCAGAAAAUUAUCUGUCCUCCCAAUUACUCCAAAUCUCAUACACAACAGUGUCUGAACAAAUUCUUUUUAUCCCUUAAGGCUUAAUACCUAUCUGCUUUUUAUAAAAAUGUAGAUUCAAACAUGAAUUUGGCUAUAAAUGUAACCCUCUGCUUGUUAGUUUAGCUAUUUUGUGCCUUAAACCAGGGGUGUCGAUUUCAUUGAGAGACGCAUCAGGGUUGUGUCUGACCUUGUGGGGGGGCAGGGUGUGUUUGGCCAGCUUGAUGUUACUCAUGUCAGGGGUGCUUGUGGCAGCCUGAGUGCUCUGCCAGUGAAAAUGGGCUCCUGAUUUUCCAUUUUCAGUUGUAACGGCCUCUUGCAACCCUCUGCCAGCGAAAAUGGAGCUUGGGAGGGCCGCAUGUAGUCCUCCGGAGCUCCAUUUUUGCUGGCAGAGGCAGUGUGGACUGCUCCUUUGCUGUUUCCAGGGUGGCCCUGUGGGCAGAUCUAAGCAACCUGUGGGCCUUGAGUUUGACACUCCUGCCUUAAACUAUGGUGUUUUUUUUAAUUCAAAUCUACCGCAGAUAACUUGCACUGAAUGAACUCAAAUGUUAGAGAUAUGAAAGAAUAUGCACAUUUACCAAAUAUACAUACGGAAUUCUGACCGUAUUCUUUUUUUGAAGUCUCAAGUGCCUUAACAUGGUGUUUAUGGACAUGAUCAUAUUUCUGAUUAUUUCACUUACUCUUUUCUGUUUGUUUCAGGGCUAUGAAAUGAAUUGUAUCCUGAUUAUACCAAAUGAUGUUACCUACAGAAUUAUUUAAAAACAGUAAUUGCCAUUUCAUUUUCAGUUCUUUUCCUAAUAACUCCAGUGUUCAGUGCGUAUUAUAAGGAAAUGUUUACCUCAGGUGAAAAUCUUUGCAGUUAAGCUUCUACUGUUUUAAGAAUUUAGGUUUUAUCGGGCUCAUAGUAUAUAACCAUGUAGUUUAAUUGCUCAUUCAUUUUUUAAAAGUUCUUCUGCUUUAGGUUUCACUAUCUUGAAUCACUGAAUCCACAUCCAAUGGAUACUAUUAAUUCCAGUUAUGUAGAUAAAAUGCAUGGAUACAAUUGCAAUAUAAAACACAUAAAAACUUUACAAUAAUUGUCUUCUGGAAAUGAAUCCUGUCUCACUAGUACUUCUCAGAAUCCACUUUGACAACUGGACCAUACCCCAGAAAGCAAGACAGCUGUGGUUUUACCAUUUUUGUUGCUAGCUGCUAAAGAAGGGCUAAUAAACUAGAUUUAAAUGUUAACAUAUUUAAAUUUAAUUAAUUAUUUACUAGAAGUUCUUCAAGAAUUAUGUAGUUAUUUAUGUGUUAAUUUUAAAAACUCUUACGUUUUUUCUAUUUGGCACAGCUCUUCAGAGGCAGCCCUGCCCCAUUCCCUAGAAUAUGCUUCAGGUGUGGGUCCUGCAUUAACAUCUUUCACAGUGAAGAUUGAUGCAAAAAUUCCAGGUAGAACCUGUGCAAUUUCCCUAUCCUCUUUCUGCAUUUCUAUUACAAAGGUAUUACGUUUCUUUGGUUAAUUUCCUAUGCCUGGUUUAGUUCAAUAAACAUUUUCUUCCUUUUUCCUCAUUGGCUGACAUUGGUUUUAUCAAAACUUGCAUCCUUUCAUUAUUUUCCUCAUGGAUGCUAAAUAAAAUUUUAAUGUUGUUGUUUCCCUUAGAUUGUUAAAUUGCAUUAUUGCUUUUGAGCUUCUAUUACAAUAGCUUUAAAUAACCCUUUUUAAUUAAUUCCCUUACCACAUAGGUUGUGUCAUCUCAAAUGAAAUGUAAGAUCAAAAUUCAGCUUUAGAAAUAUAAUCCUUGUUUAUAUUUGGACCAUCCACAUUUGGUCUAAACUGGAUAAAUGUAACUAUUUAUCCUAGGCUAGGAUGAAAGUAGACAGUGAAACUAUUAGUGUAGCUGAAGAAAACAUUAGUUUAACAAAUUGGGUCUUUUUUCUAUUAAUAUAGAAUACUUGUAUGAAUACAUAUUUCUCCCCCCAUCUCUCUGUUUCUUACACACACACACACACACAGAGAGAGAGAGAGAGAGAGAUGUAAACAACUUGGUCUAGCUGUAGCAUUGGUGCUGUAGCAUGUUUAUUGUUACUAUUUAUUCAUGUUCCACUUAUCAACAUCUUUCCCAAAGGGUAUCUAUUCUGAACAAGUUACCUUCAUUGCUGCAUUUAUAAAAAGAAAUGCAUUGUCUGUAGAACAAUGUGAGGGUUUUCUUUUAUAGUUAAGAACUGACAAAUAUUUUAUAUUCAAAUUAUUAUUUCUAGGGCUGUGCAAAGAGUUCAUAAGGUGUGCUUUACAACGUUUGGAGGCACCCCUCUUUCUGUUGUAAAAGAAGCUGUAGAACCUCCUUUGGUUCUGUGAAAAUCACAGAAUUUUACAGCCUUUUAUAAUUGAAUAAUCUUUAUGGCUUAAAUACCAUAAAGUCUGAAAAGUAUUAUCCUUAACCUAUAAACAUAGAAGUUAAAAUCUAUCUAUGUAGUUUAUAUGGACUUUCAACUCUUUUUUCAUAAAUUCAGUGAUGCAGCUGUUUGGCUGACAGAUAUUUAAGAUAUAGAUUUUGGCUGUUGUGUACACCCAUAAGGUUUUUUUUUUUGAGGAACUAAGCUACUCAUUUGGACCUACAAGAAGGUAAUCUUAUAAUAGUAGAAAGGAAUAAUGCUCUGAUAUCUAUUAACAAAAGUUUAAAAGAAAAUUAUAAUGUAAGAAAAGAUAACUUUAGUACAAGAAGGGAUUGAGGAAGAAAUAAGACAAUGAUUUCUUGUUUGUAGUAAUUGUGGGUGAUACAUUCUGUUAUUAUUCUUUACAUAGACAGGUCAGCAUACCUGGCAUUUUAUGAACAGAAAGAAAUCUCUGCUCUUUACUAGAAACAGAUUUAAGGGCGAUGAAAUGAGGGAAAGAGUAGAAGAAUAUCGUAUUUAAAUAUGAAAUGUAACACUAAGUGGAACACUGCCAAAUUGUACACAGGUACUUUUAUUUUCCCUUUGUUUACACUUUUGAUAGGAUUUUUCCUAAACGUAAAAUGCAUAUAUAAGUCACAUUAUACUUUGUAUUUUGAAAGAAAAAUGCAGUGCAGUUAGAAGAAUUAUUUUUUCAAGGAAAGAAAAUGAUAAUUACUGUAUUUUUCAGAGUAUAAAAUGCACCUUUUCCCCCCAAAAAAGAGGGUGAAAAUUUGGGUGCAUCUUAUACUCGGAACGUAGCCCCGCCCAGCUUCUCAAAGGGAGAUUUCAGUGGCUGAAAAAAGCAUCAGAAACGAAGCUUCCAAAAAGAAGCCCCCAAACAGAGCUUCAGAGGCUUUUUUUCUGAAGCUGUUUCAGAGGUUUUCAGAGGCAUAAAAAAAAGUUUUUUCUGAAAGAGUUUCAUAAGUUUCAGAGACAGAAAAAAAGCAAAAAAAAGUAAGGCACAGAGCUCACAACCAAGGAACCUAUUGCUAAAAUUCACCUCUGGAACAGCUGAUUGAGGUAUUCCGGGAGGCCGACCCACCUGCCAAUCAGCUUUUUUCUUAUUUUCCUCCCCAAAAACUAAGGUGUGUCUUAUACUCCGGUGCGUCUUAUACUCCAAAAAAUACGGUAUGUUACCUGCUAUAGGAGGUCCCACAAUAACUCCAAACCCAGCAAUGAAUGAGGCGACUCCCAAGGCACUGUGAAAUCUGGCUGCACCUACAAGCUCUACCUGUUAAAGGAAUGAGUAUUUAUUAUUCAAUAGACAAGUAAACAGAUUUAUUAUAGUGCAUGGAGAGAGAAAGAGAGAGAGAAGAGAAAGAGAGAGAGACACACACACAGAUUUAUUGUAUUCUAAGCUUGAUAAAGCCAUGUUUUUAUAUUACUAUAGAUACCUUUGUUGUAAUUUAAUAAAUUUAUAACACAGCUAUAACAGAGCAAAAACAAAUCAUAUGAGUUAAAGAACCUUAAAAUUUCUUACAUUGCCAACUUUAAAAGACAAAAAACGUCUAUCCCUUGUUAAACAUUCAUACACACACACAUUUUAAUACUGUAUAAAAGUGAACUGUUGGUUUCAGUUUAUGAACAACAUCUCUUAAAGAAGCUAAAAUUUCAGAUGCCUUGGAGGCUGCCGAAGCAUCCUGCUGAUACUGAUAAUAUAGGUUUCAGUUUUACAUAGUAUAAAAUAUAUGUUGAAUGCAAAUUGAACUCAAAAGACAGUAUCUCAAAAAAUUUUAAAUAGCCACUAAAAAUCAACCAAAAUUUAAAAUAUUAAUUCCUGUUAGCCAAACUAUUCCAAAACAACUUCCUCUCUGAUAAAUUUCAGAUUUGAACUAUACCACAAUGUCAAUGUGUUGUGUGAUUUGGGAUCACAUUCCAGCUCCUUGUCUGUUAAUAGUCAAAUAUGCCUAGCAGCUUUCAAAGCAUGAAAUGAAGUCCCUGACACUUGACUACAUUUCAGAGGUGUUAUGUCUUUGCUUUUUUAAAAUUUAUAAUAAGUCUCAUUCCACAAAAGUAUAGAUGGAAGAUAAAAGGUCAAUUGACACAAAUGUUUGAAAAUGUAUUUAUCAAAUUUAUAUUGUCAUUGAUUCUAGGCAGUGUUGAAAAUCAAGUAGGUUAAGUUGUCCAAAUAUAUUUUAGGGAGUUUAGUUUUCCAUAAAUAUUUCUCAUUAAUUACUCUGUAUGAACUAUUUAUUGAAAAUGAGCAUUGUUUUUUGUUUCAGUGCACUAAUAUGAGAUAUUGUGAGUGGGUUGAAGAGGAUUACAAUCCAGGAAACUCCAGUUAGGAGGAUGCAAGUAUGGUAAAUGAAUAAUUAAUUUGAAGAAAGAGCAAUAGCAUAUCUUCAGUCUGGAGCUGUGUUUUCUUUUAAAACUUAAUAGUUAAAAGUUAAAUAUGUAAUAUUAAAAACAGCAUUUUUUGAGUCAGUGUUAACUCCUGGCAACUGCCUGAACUAAUGCCUGCAGUAUUCUUGGCAAAAUUUCAGAAGUGGCUUGCCAUUACCAUCUUCCUCAGCAGACUGGUUUCCAGCAGGACUAGAACUCACAGUCUCCUGCUUUCUAGCCUAGUACCUUAACCCUUCCACCAAACUGGCUCUUAAAAUAGUAGUAACCUAAUAAAAAUGUUGGCUCUAAAAUAGUGCAGAUCAGGGUCUAUAGAGAUUCUCAAUCAUCCAGAUCACACUUGUCUCAAAGAUGCUUUUCCAAAAGACAGCUAUCUUGAAGGUUUUUUUCCUUGAAAAUGUUUUGCUUCUCAUCCAAGAAACUUCUUCAGUUCUGACUUAGAACUGAAGAAGCUUCUUACAUGGGAAGUGAAAUGUUUUCAAGGGUAAAAAAACCGAAGAAAGUGCAGAUCAGUACUUAACUAAUAAUAAAUUAGGAUCAGUAAAAUGUAUUUUCAGUGUUUCUGUGCAGUUCUUUCUCUGCCUCCUCAAUUCAUGUUUCUGACUGGACCUGAAACAUGCAAUUCUCCAGUCUCUAGCACUGACUGAAUUGAAGCAAAUUUGAUGGAAAUGUAAAGUGCUACUGUGCUAAUAUUUUCACUGUUCAAUUACUUUUUUCCACUUACCAGCACAGGAAACAGCAGUGCAAGAUAUCCACCACUGAAAAUAGCAAAAGUUACAGAGUAACUCAUAAGUAAUGGGAAGUUUGUAGCCAGAGGACACAGCAGAUUAGUGAGCCCGCAAAGAAUGAGACUUCCUGGUAGAUGCUCACGCUGCUUGGCUGUGGCCUUGUUUGUCAGAUUUCUUAUCUGAGUGGUAAGUCUUCCAUCCAUUUAGAUUUUCAAUUCUAUCAUUAUCAAGAUUCAACACCAAAUUCCUGUAAGCUUAUUCACAAGCUCUGGUCAGUAAUUUUAUAGCAAAAUGCUUUGUUAAAUGAAGUUGGAGUUUAGAAUCUGGAGUAAUAACCCUUAGCUUUGUCCAUCCCCCAAAUUGCCCAUUGGUAAGUUCUCUUGCUACAUAAGCUGCUUGGUUUUGCCUCAAGAGUAUCUAUCCAUCAUCAGGUGUAAGGUGGAUUUGGCUCAGUUUCUUAACCCCUAUUCCACACCAGUGUUUUCAAGCAAAAUUUAAAGGAUUGGUUUAAAUUGAAAAUAAAUAAUAAAGUCAUUUUAACUAUUGGUUUAUAUCUUAAGAAAAAUAUGUAAUAAAGAUGGAAGCAGUUUUGUAUUGAGGUGAUUUUUUUAAAGCUAAUAAAAUAUAAGAACAUA